This is a messenger RNA of Cricetulus griseus (Chinese hamster), 1646 nucleotides long. Lineage: Eukaryota; Metazoa; Chordata; Mammalia; Rodentia; Cricetidae. The record is from RefSeq and is a predicted model, not a curated record.
GGAAGGGCGGAAGGGAAGGGAGCUGGAGGUGUAGACGCAACUCUCGCGAGGAGUCUAGCGCAUCCCUUAGAGAGGGGCGGAGGCGCCGCAGAGGUGCACCACGUGGGGCUCCGCCAGCUCGGAAUCAAUCCGUGUCGCUUAGCCGGGCUCCGGGUUGGAUUUGGAAUCGUGGAGAUGCGGGAGGAAGCCCCAGCCCCACUGGUGCCGCCCGCGGAUGGUUCCCUUCUGCUCGGGGCCUCCAGUCUGAGUGGUCGCUGCUGGGCCGGCUCUCUCUGGUUUUUCAAGGAUCCGAAUGCGGCCCCCAACGAAGGCUUCUGCUCUGCGGGCGUCCAGACCGAAGCCGGAGUAGCUGACCUCACUUGGGUGGGGGACAAAGGUAUCCUAGUGGCUUCUGACUCAGGUGCUGUUGAAUUGUGGGAGCUAGAUGAGAAUGAGACACUUAUUGUCAGCAAGUUCUGCAAGUAUGAGCAUGAUGACAUUGUGUCUACUGUCACUGUCCUGAGCUCUGGCACACAAGCUGUCAGUGGUAGCAAAGACUUCUGCAUCAAAAUUUGGGACCUGACUCAGCAGAUGUCAUUGAAUUCAUACCGAGCUCAUUCAGGACAGGUCACCUGUGUUGCUGCCUCUCCCCACAAAGACUCUGUGUUUCUUUCAUGCAGUGAGGACAGUAGGAUUUUGCUCUGGGAUACCCGCUGUCCUAAGCCAGCAUCACAGAUGGGCUGCAGUGCUUCUGGCUACCUUCCUACCUCCCUGGCUUGGCAUCCUCAGCAGAGUGAUGUCUUUGUCUUUGGUGAUGAGAAUGGAUCUGUCUCCCUUGUGGACACCAAGAAUGCAAGCAGUACCCUCAGCUCAGCUGUGCACUCCCAGUGUGUCACUAGGCUGGUAUUCUCUCCACACAGUGCUCCCUUUCUGGCCUCUCUCAGUGAAGACUGCUCAAUUGCUGUGCUGGAUUCAAGCCUUUCUGAGGUGUUUAGAAGUCGAGCCCACAGAGACUUCGUGAGAGAUGCUACGUGGUCUCCACUUAACCACUCCCUCCUUACCACAGUUGGCUGGGACCAUCAAGUCAUCCACCAUGUUGUGCCCAUUGAGCCUCUCCCAGCCCCUGGACCUGAGAAUGCCUCCGUAUUGUGAGAGCACAGGAAGGAGCCUUGUAGAGCAUGUUACUCCCUAGUCCCGUGCAAUAAACAGGCAGACUCUCAGCCUGAGGGAGGCUGCAGCCCAUAGUGUCUAGGAGGGAAAACUUCCUUUAUAUAAAUGGGUAUAUGUGUUCGAGAGAGCACAUGUGUGUGAGUGUAUUAAGUAGUUUGGGGUGGGGAAAAUUAUUCUUCAGCUUUCCCAAAGCACUGCUCUUUAUUUCCCACAAAGUGAGAACAGUUUUAUGCUUCCCAAGUCCAAGAAUUGGAUAUGUUGUCUGGGAUAUGGAAUGUGAGUAUCCCUAGAUUUGUGGGAGUGGUUCCACCACUCAGAGAUGGGGUAACUUAUUUUUAUAUAGAGUUUAAUUCAUUAUGGGGAAUACUUCAGUCCAUAAAAGUCCAGCACAGUAUACCUUGAGAAGACACAGAAAUACCACAGUUUUGUACAAAUCCAUGUUAAACUGAAUUUUCAGAUCCAUUUUCUUGGUGAAUAAAUUUGGCUGUUGCAAUGUA